UGCAUGUGUUAUUCAUAUCUACAUAGAGAUUAGUGAGAAAGAAAAAAAUGUUUUCCAGCAUUAAAUCAUAUGUCACAUUUGUGACAUUUCUUUUCCUUUCCACCGCCGUCAACUCAUGUCUUCCUUCCGACCGCCAAGCUCUACUAACCUUCCGAGCCGCUCUCCACGAACCCUACCUAGGCAUAUUCAACUCCUGGACCGGACCAGACUGUUGCCACAACUGGUACGGCGUCAUCUGCGACACCGUCACCCGCCGCAUAGCCGACAUUAACCUACGCGGCGAAUCCGAAGAUCCAAUCUUCGAACGAGCCCAUCGAACCGGAUUCAUGACCGGUUCGAUUUCUCCCGCUAUUUGUCGCCUCAAUCAUCUCUCCUCUAUCACAAUCGCCGAUUGGAAAGGAAUCUCCGGCCCAAUACCUUCCUGCAUCGCAUACCUUCCUUUCUUAAGAAUCCUCGAUCUAAUAGGAAACAAACUCACCGGCGAAAUCCCCUCCGACAUUGGCCUUCUUACUCACCUCACCGUCUUAAACGUCGCCGACAACUCUUUAUCCGGGACCAUUCCCCGUUCAAUUACUAACCUAUCAUCCUUAAUGCAUCUCGAUAUCCGUAAUAACCAGAUUUCCGGCACCAUUCCAAUCAACUUCGGAAAACUGAGGAUGCUGAGCAGAGCUUUACUCAGUCGAAACCGAUUAACCGGUCAAAUCCCAGUAACCGUCUCUUACAUCUACCGACUCGCCGAUUUAGAUCUCUCUUUCAACAAGAUUUCCGGUCCAAUUCCAGAUGGGUUAGGCAAAAUGGCGGUUCUUGCUACAUUGAAUCUCGACGGGAACGGGAUCGGCGGCCAGAUCCCGGUGACGUUGAUGAAUUCGACAAUUAGUAGUUUGAAUCUGAGCAUGAACAAUCUGGAAGGUACGAUACCGGAUACGUUUGGUCCGAGGUCGUACUUUACGGCGAUAGAUCUGGCGUAUAAUCGUCUCCGGGGGAAUUUUCCGGCGUCGAUAUCGAAGGCGACGUUUAUUGGACAUCUGGAUGUGAGUCAUAAUCAUCUGUGUGGGAAGAUACCGACGGGAUCUCCGUUUGAUCAUCUUGAAGCGUCGUCGUUUGUGUACAAUGAUUGCUUGUGUGGGAAACCUCUGAUCAAACAAUGUUAAUUAAGGAUUAAUUAAGGAUGUAAUUUAGAGUUGUUAAACAAGUGGGGGUAAUUAUUAAUUACUAUGGGGUUUGUGUCAUAAAGUAUGUAGUCUCCAAUCAAUCAAGUGGAGAUUCAUGCACGUAACUAAUCUUCUUCUUCUUCAUCUUCUUCAUUUGGGUCUUCAUGGCCCAUGAUGGGGAUGACAGAUGACAGAGUCAUUGGUGAAGAAAGGGGAGAAUUAGGUCAAUGCAUUUUCAGAUGGUGACUUAACAGUCUGAUUCUCAUUGAUCAGUCGUCUUUCAUAUGUAUUAUUAUUAUUAUUAUAUUGAAUUGAGAAGCUUAUAUUAUAUAUAUACUAUAUUAAGUUGUA
Impatiens glandulifera is the source of this 1502-nucleotide messenger RNA. RefSeq names its product DNA damage-repair/toleration protein DRT100. NCBI's taxonomy places the organism in Eukaryota, Viridiplantae, Streptophyta, Magnoliopsida, Ericales, Balsaminaceae. Bases 48 to 1151 code for a protein of 367 amino acids. Gene Ontology annotation, molecular function: protein binding. The record is from RefSeq and is a predicted model, not a curated record. The transcript has a single exon.